AUGUCUAGAUUCGACCAAAUUCAUGGGCUCCAAAUCUCGAAGCGGGUGCACCACCUGCAACAAACAUCCGCGCUAAGGGAUGCCAGAACUCGACGUAUCAAAUGCGAUGAGAGGCAUCCAAGAUGCUUGCGCUGCUGUAAAAGCGGGUUCAAAUGCGAGUAUGAUGCUGUGCAAGCGAUCACACCAGGCUCAGCCUUUGUAAUUUACAGUGCUGGUGCUCUUCGACUGAGCCCUCGAGAUCUGCCUGAUGCCGAUCCUCGUGACCUGCGCGCCUUGAACUAUUUCCAAUCAUUGACCAUACUUGAGAUUGGUGGUCCAUGGUCAACUGAGCUGUUUACCAAAUUUUUGCUGCCAAUGUCACGCCAUGAGUGUAGCAUCAGACAAGCUGUUGUCGCGCUCGGAACACUUCAUGAAGGCUAUGUCGAGGCUGGUGGUUCAACGAAAACGGAUCUCGCUUGUUCAACGCAACGGCACGCCCUAAUGCAGUAUGGUGCUGCAGUUCGUUCUGUGAUGGCACUUCGAAUCAACCAACAUCAAAGGAAUGCUAUAGAUGUCGCCCUCGUUGCGAGUAUUCUGUUUGCAUCCAUUGAAAAUUUGCGUGGUCAUACGAAGACCUCUCUGAUACACGUGUUCUCAGGACUCAGAAUCUUGCAGGGAGCAGAAGAGGAAUACCCCAACGCUGUUUGUGAAUCGAUACCACGACACCUAUUACGCAUUGUUCUGCAGCGUCUUGUCGGUCAAGUGUUCGAAACUGGUUAUCGAGACAUCAUCCCUGUGGUCACAGUAUCCUCGGACCUGGGGAAAACCGAAACAGGAUUACUUUUGAACGCUAUUAGUCAAACGGAAGCUCUCCACUACCGCCUUCACCACUUUUUUCAUCAUCAGACCCUGAGUCUAGCAAAGAUCUCUAAUAUAGAUAUAGGCGGAGUCUACGCUACAAUCGCAGAGGCCUUUGGCAGUUUCAAGUUUCUCCUCGAGCAAAUCAAAGUUAAGCACAAAGCAUUCCUUCUUUCGAGCAGGGGUUGUUCCAAAGAGGACUGUGAAGACAGAAAUCUGUUGUUGUUCAACGUGAUGGUGACCAACCUUGAAAUCAUCUUCAACGUUCAUAAAACGAUGAACGAAAUGUCGCCUGAUACCCUCAUUCGGAAGUUUCGAGAACAUUUGGAUUGGUCUGGGACGCACAUUAGAACAUUCUCUAGAUUUACGGGAGCUGACGACUGCUCAGAACGAGCCACAAACACGACCAGUGUUUCGAACGAUGGCAGUAAAGACUCGAGAGUGGCUCAAAGUGGUCGAAUCAACAAACGCGUGCGAGGUAUCUUACCCAAACCAGCCACAUCUUUGGCGCCAUCCUUUUCCGCCAACCCCGGUGUUGUUCCAUCUCUGUAUAUGACUGCUGCACGUUGCCAAGAUCCUGUUAUCAGAAGGGAAGCCCUCCAGCUCCUUAAGGCAUGCGAUCGACGAGAAGGCCUGUGGGAUUCCAAUAUUGCAGCAGGGAUUAUCAGCAGGAUUAUUGAGAUCGAAGACUCACCACUGCUUGAAACAUGA
This is a messenger RNA of Exophiala aquamarina CBS 119918, 1548 nucleotides long. RefSeq lists its product as uncharacterized. The transcript is spliced from 2 exons. Gene Ontology annotation, molecular function: DNA-binding transcription factor activity, RNA polymerase II-specific; zinc ion binding. Lineage: Eukaryota; Fungi; Ascomycota; Eurotiomycetes; Chaetothyriales; Herpotrichiellaceae. Gene Ontology annotation, biological process: regulation of DNA-templated transcription. The coding region runs from base 1 to 1548 and encodes 515 amino acids. The record is from RefSeq and is a predicted model, not a curated record.